CUCACAGUCUUGACAUAUUGCCACCCCAUGUUCUCUUUCCCCCUUCAUGUUCCCACUCCUACCGGCCAUAACAUCCCCUCCCUCUCUCUCUCUUUCCCCAUCUCACUUUCUCUCUCCCUCUCCCCCCUUUAAUUACUUCCAUAGCAGGAGCAAUCUCGACCAGCCCAUCAUAUCACUGCUUGCCUAAAUUCGUUAAAGCAGAGGGAAAUCGAGUUGACUGGCCAUUAUUAUCUUCACUCUUCAGUACCCAAAUUUAAUUCAGCAAGUACCUUAUAAUAUUGCAUGAUGAUGGACAUGAUCUCCGGCGGCAAUGGCGGCGGCAUAAUGACUUUCGCCUCACCCCUUCCGCCGCCGCCACCAGAAGCUUCGUCAAUCACCACUUUUCAAAACCCCGACGAACCCCAAUAUUUCAGCAUCCCUUCCCACCAUCUGGACUACAAUAACAGCAUCUCGCAGAUACUGAUGAGGCGGAGGAGAUCGGGCGCGUCGUCGUCGUUCAUCACCGGCGGCGCGGACAUGGGGUGGGACAACGGGGAGGAUAAUGUGAUGAUGCGGCGGCCGCGGGGCGGCGAGGACGAGAUGUCAGAUGACGGGUCGUCGGCGCAGCUGGGGGAGAAGAAGCGGCGGCUAGGAUUGGAGCAGGUGAAGGCGCUGGAGAAGAGCUUCGAGCAGGGGAACAAGCUGGAGCCGGAGAGGAAGAUGGAGCUGGCGAGGGCUCUAGGGUUGCAGCCGCGGCAGAUCGCGAUCUGGUUCCAGAACCGCCGCGCCAGAUCUAAGACCAAGCAGUUGGAGAAGGAUUACGAUUUGUUGAAGAGGCAGCUUGAAGCCCUCUCUUCUGACAAUAAUGCCCUCAAAUCUCGUAACAAGAAACUUCACUGUGAGCUGCAGUUACUGGCACUGAGGAAUAGAGAAUCAAAGGAUGUGGGGCCCGCCACGAUAAAUCUGAACCACGAAAUGGAAGGCUGUUCUUGGAACACCGCAAACAACGCCAGUGAGACCAACAGCGGCAGCAUUAUUUUUACUGUCGACGACCACCGUCAUGUAAAUUUCGGCGGUGGCGGUGGCGCUUCUUCAUCCAGACCCUCCUCCGCCAAAAAUAUCGUCUGGCAGCAGCCGCCGCCGCCCUCCGCCACCUCAGCAAAUCUCACCCAUCAGCUUCUCCACCCCUCGUCCAGACGUGAUCAUGAUGACCUACUACUACACUGUAGUAAUAAUAAUUUUACUACCACUACUACUAAUAGUAAUAAUUGUAAACUGGAAGAAAAUAUUCACGACGAAGAAGAGGCCGGAGGAGGGUAUUGCAGUAUGUUCGGCGAUGCCGCCAUGGGUGACGAGCACGGCGAGUUCUUGGCGAUGGAGCCGGCCGCCGCCACAGCAUUUCCGUUCAACUUCUCUUUCUUCUCCUGAACAGGAAAAUUGCAGCUGUACGUUAAUUAGCAAUGCAGUAGAGCAUGAAAUUUUUAUUUUGCCUUCCAUUAUUUAGUUAUAGUUUAAUUUAUUUAUUUGCGAUUUGCAAAUCGCAAUUUGCAAACAUACAUUAGAACUUGAAGAUUGUUACUACCCCUGCUAUGAAUGUCAUUUAAUACAAAUACGUAGUACAA
Molecule: messenger RNA, 1601 nt
Organism: Cuscuta europaea
Lineage: Eukaryota; Viridiplantae; Streptophyta; Magnoliopsida; Solanales; Convolvulaceae
Source: the annotation of a GenBank genome assembly